Messenger RNA from Homalodisca vitripennis (glassy-winged sharpshooter), 919 nucleotides. RefSeq lists its product as uncharacterized. Bases 308 to 919 code for a protein of 203 amino acids. NCBI's taxonomy places the organism in Eukaryota, Metazoa, Arthropoda, Insecta, Hemiptera, Cicadellidae. The record is from RefSeq and is a predicted model, not a curated record. The transcript has 4 exons.
UCCAUGACCGCAAUUGAUACACAGUUUUUGGAUAACAAUCACCCAGCUGUUCGAUAAAAACGUUUGGAUUCUCCUAUUUACCACAUUCUUUAUUGUAUGUGUCCUGGUCCAGAAGUAUACCACAUUCACUGACACCAGGAAUCUGCAAGAUGCAGUUGUUUGUGUUCUUAUAGUAUUUGGAAUUUCGAUUGGUGCUACAUCUUGCAAGAUUUCCAAAUUGAAAUCUGCGCGUCAAGUAAUUACUUGUUGGUCUGUCUUCAGCUUCUUUAUUUCGGCUAUUUUUUCCAACACUAUCGUCACCAACUUAAUGGUCCCGCGCCAUUCCAUGUUGAUAGACAGUGUGAAAGACAUCGUACUAGGAAACUUCUUGUGGGGGGAACCAGAAUACAACAAUGUCAGCAAGAGGGCCCUGUAUUUCAAUCUUGAGGACCCAUGGCAAAGCCAGCUGGAGAAUCGCUUUCGCAACCUUACCAGUGACACCAGUACAGCUGCGUUGCGCUCAGGAAAAUUUGUAUUUCCUGUUCAAAGAUUCGGCUACAGCUACGUCUUCAUCGAUGUAGAUGGUUUAGAAACAAAUGAUUUAAGGGAGUUCCGCCUCAUGAAGCAGACCUUGAACGAGUUCUAUGUGUCUUUCAAGUUCAGCAAACAAUCCCCACUGCUAGAUGUAUGCUACGCAACACUCCAGCGGUUUUUUGAAGUGGGGCUCAUUGAACACUGGAAGAAAAGUGUUAUCUUAAAAUACGGAACUCCUGAUAUUGCAAUUUUGUUACGUAAUCACAAAACUGUAGAAUGUAUAGAUUCAUUUAAUCCUCUGACACUCAGUAACAAUAUGGUUGCCUUUCAAUUUAUUUUAGGUGGUUUGGCAUUGCAACACAGUUUUAUUUCUGUGGUGUUCGAUUGUGAACCUUCAGAAGAAUGA